Theileria orientalis strain Shintoku is the source of this 870-nucleotide messenger RNA. RefSeq lists its product as hypothetical. The record is from RefSeq and is a predicted model, not a curated record. Lineage: Eukaryota; Apicomplexa; Aconoidasida; Piroplasmida; Theileriidae. The transcript is spliced from 2 exons. Bases 1 to 870 code for a protein of 289 amino acids.
AUGGCUAAAAGAGGUAGAAAGCAGGUAUUUAAAGAUUCAGCCAGGGUUGUCUCUAAGUCGGAAGCAAGCAAUAUGCGAAAAGGUGAAAAGGAGCCCUCGUUGGACCAAAACUUAAUAAUUCCACUGUUGAAACUGCCCAGUGUGGACCUGUGUAUUUCGAACACUUAUCCAAUUACCUGUAUUAAGCCCAAAGUGGCAUUACCGUAUCUAAAAGAGCUCGAAACUGGGAAAGAAGAGGCUUUUUGUGAAUCCUCUGACCCUGAUAACAGCCUCGAUGGCAGCUUUGGCAGUGGUUCUAAAGAAGAAGGAACAAAAAGCAAGUUGCACGCGUUACGAGGCCAGCUGUACCUGAUGAACCUUCUGCACAGGAUCAUAAAAAUCGGUUACUACAACAAGAGGGAGAUUUUGUCGCUGUACAACUUCACGACUAAAAAGAACACGAUGUUGCACCCGAGCUUCGUCAACGACAACACCGUCAAGACGCUCAUAAAGUCGAGGCUGUCGAGGCUCUCGAACUAUAAAUUUUCACGCAUCAGGCCGUUAUCGCAUGAUUCUCAGGACGCCGCUUCACUCGGCAGUGACGACGCCUUGUGUUUCGACAACAGCACGUUUAGUAUGUUGGACACCUUCUUUAUACACAACAAGGGCCCGGUUAUUAGGAGAAUAUCUCAACCAGGGCACGAUGACGCACUCAGCGAGGAGCGAAUGCUAUCAAAUUUACUGAAAGGGAAGUUGUGUAACGGCAAGGACUGCACGGUCUUCAACAGAUUUAUCCUCUCGAUUCUACUGAUUAACAAGUACGACUUCCUGCCCCCGAACUUCAUAAAUGUAAUGUUGUCCUCGCGGAGAGUCAGCGAGUGCGACUUCUAA